Messenger RNA from Teleopsis dalmanni, 1224 nucleotides. RefSeq lists its product as uncharacterized. The coding region runs from base 38 to 1213 and encodes 391 amino acids. Lineage: Eukaryota; Metazoa; Arthropoda; Insecta; Diptera; Diopsidae. The transcript has 4 exons. The record is from RefSeq and is a predicted model, not a curated record.
UUCGUUAAAGAGUUUAUCGGUUGGCAAUAAGACAGUCAUGAGUUUAAUCAUAUUCUGUGUUCUAUUAUUGGCUGUGGAUUUAAGUCAUGGUCAAUUGUCAAUUUUUACCACAAAUACUUAUAAUCAUACUGAAGCUCCAGAACCGCAAAUAUCUGUGGGCUCAACAGCGCGUCAAGCCCGUAAAAGAACAUUGUCGGAUAGCUGUUUAACCGAUGAAGACACGCAAGGCACUUGCAUGACACGUUUUAAUUGCAUGCUACAAGGCGGGUCUGUGAAAGGAUAUUGUGGUACCUAUGGAGUUUGUUGUGAAACCAACCUGCAAUGUGGUGCCACAUCUAAGCUCAAACGCAUCAUCAUUCGCAAUCCAGUCACGUUAGAACGAACCUGCAAUUAUCGCAUUGAAGCCUACAGUUCGAGUGUGUGUCAGUUACUGAUUGAAUUUGAAAGAUUCGAACUAAAACAACCAACACUGGACGUCGGUCAGCAAAAAUUGGACUGUACAGAUUAUUUUACUGUGGAUAAAUUUACUUUAUGCGGCGAUAAUACACAACAACAUCUUUACAUACCUUUCCGUAUGGGUGGAAAUGAGGUUGUGCAAUUGACAUUCGAACUACCAGAUCGUUGGCGGGAUACUAAGUGGCGUUUGAUCGUUACACAAUUGGAGUGCCCAGUGGCCAAAAAGCGUUCCAGCUCAAUUUUAUCUUUUGGCAAUCAAAACAAUUUACAGGAUUUGCGCACUAUAUUCAGUACACAUCAUAGUGAUUGGGAUUUAUUGGCACCAAUUGGUUGUGAUCAGUUUUAUAGAGAUAGCAGAGGUACCAUAAAGAGUUUUAAUUAUCAAACAAGUGGGAAUACUUAUUAUAUGGCAGAAACAAAUUAUGCAAUUUGCAUCAAACCUGUGAUGGGUUCCACUAUGAUUGAAUACACUACUAGAGAUUUCUCAAUGUCUAGUCGUAAUCCAAUCAAUUUAGGUUUUGAUGAAAAUUGUCAUAGUACAGUAUUUUCUGAUAAGGUGAGAAAGGAUUACUUAAUGAUACCACAAUCUCUGCUUGCAAGUAAUAUGAACAUGCAGCCAACCUAUUAUUGUGGUAACCUCGAUGGCAAUACGCAAGUCACAAUUCUAGGUGGACUUCCAUAUGUCAUGUACUUCUAUAGUGAUGAACUUACAGACACUACAGAGACAGGAUUCAGUAUUGAUUACGCUGUAAAAUAAGCUUUCACAAA